AUGGUCCCACAUAGGCCAGUAUUCCGAGAACAAGCAGAAACCACUAAGGUGAGACCUGUCUUCGAUGGGUCCGUCCAUCAUAAGGGAAUGCGAAGCUUCAAUGCCAAUCUAGAAGUAGGACCUAACAUGAAAACACAUAUCAUGGGGAUCCUUAUGAGGUUCCGCCCCGAAAAGCAAGAAGAGGGCGAGAAGGCGUUUCUGCAAAUCCUGAUACACCCUGACCAUUGUCAGAUAGUAAGAUUCAUAUGGGUAGACGAUCUGAACGCAGAGAAUCCCACCUUUAAAGUCUAUUGCUGGAAAAGACUAUCGUUCUGGCUGACCUCAAGUUCAUUUAUCCUUAGGGUUGUUCUCACUAAACACCUAGAGAAGUACGAGACACAACAUCCAAGCAUAACAUCCAGAGUCCUCGACCAGAUCUAUGUCUACGAUUGGAUUGGGGGAGAAAAAAGCCCACAAGGAGCAGCGGAAAAUAUUCGUCUAGUAUUCAAAAUUCUCUGGGAGAUUAAGAUGAAGCUUUGCAAAACGACGACUAACUUGCCUGAGCUUAAAGAAAUUCUACGGGGAUAG
Molecule: messenger RNA, 567 nt
Organism: Daphnia pulicaria
Lineage: Eukaryota; Metazoa; Arthropoda; Branchiopoda; Diplostraca; Daphniidae
Exons: 1
Coding region: 1-567 (188 amino acids)
Source: RefSeq, a predicted model, not a curated record